Symbiodinium sp. CCMP2592 is the source of this 356-nucleotide messenger RNA. NCBI's taxonomy places the organism in Eukaryota, Dinophyceae, Suessiales, Symbiodiniaceae. The record is from the annotation of a GenBank genome assembly.
GCGCGUGGUCUCAGCCCGAAGAAGGCGGAGGCGGGGACGAGGCCGGAGCUGGGGUCCCAGGUGCGAAAGCGGAGGCGGGGACGAGGCCGGAGCGCUUAUCCUCGACCAACGUGGAGUCCCAGGUACGCGAUCUCGGCCCGAAGAAGGUGAAGGUGGGGUGCUUGAAGCCAGAAGAAGGCGAGCUUCAAGAGGAGGCGACAACAGGCUCGAAGGACUUACUCUCAGAAUACGUUCUCGGCGCGUGGUCUCAACCUGAAGAAGACGGAGGCGGCGACAAGGCCGGAGUGCCUAUCCUCAAGCAAUAUGGGGUCCCAGGUGCGCGGUCUCAACUUGAAGAGGAUGGAGGCGGGAACCAG